AUGGCUCCGACUCCAGGCAACAGUUGCUUCUUCCGUGUGGAGGAUGAGAAACUGCUGGUGAAGGAAAAGAAUAAGCUCAGAAAACCAGUGGUGGAGAAAAUGCGCCGUGACCGAAUUAAUAACAGCAUCGAACAGCUAAAAGUUUUGCUGGAGAGGGAAUUCCAACAGCAUCAACCCAAUUCCAAACUGGAAAAAGCAGAUAUUUUAGAAACGGCCGUCAGUUAUUUGAAAAAGCAGCGUCAGAUCCCAGGAUCAGCCUUCAGCCUGAAAAAUCCAGAACUUGAUUUCAACACGGGCUACCUGCGUUGCUUAAGAGAAGCGUUUUACUUCCUCUCCUUCUGCCAGCCCAAGAGGGAGACCCAAACGCGGCUGAUUAAACAUUUCUGCAAAGUGCACAUGAUUUCCGACACCACCUUCUCGCUCCUCUCGACGUCUCCUGCACCUAAGAAGCAGCCGGCGGAGAAAAGACCCUCACCGUCUGCCUCGGCGUUCAUCUGGAGACCUUGGUAG
Python bivittatus (Burmese python) is the source of this 510-nucleotide messenger RNA. Its product is annotated as transcription factor HES-5. The record is from RefSeq and is a predicted model, not a curated record. Gene Ontology annotation, molecular function: protein dimerization activity; DNA binding. Gene Ontology annotation, biological process: regulation of DNA-templated transcription. NCBI's taxonomy places the organism in Eukaryota, Metazoa, Chordata, Lepidosauria, Squamata, Pythonidae.